Molecule: messenger RNA, 1443 nt
Organism: Trematosphaeria pertusa
Lineage: Eukaryota; Fungi; Ascomycota; Dothideomycetes; Pleosporales; Trematosphaeriaceae
Exons: 2
Coding region: 1-1443 (480 amino acids)
Molecular function (GO): protein binding
Source: RefSeq, a predicted model, not a curated record
AUGGCUCUGUCAAGUCCAGCAAACGCAGUGGACGUCUCAGCCGCUCUUACGCAGCUUGAGGCACUUGAGGCUGACCAAUACUUCGUAGCUUUUGGACCGGCAGGCAUACAGUUCUGCGGCACGCCGAACGGUUACUCUGCCAACCAGCUUCCGCCAAAAAUCGUCAAGGACCUCAGAGGCCGCCAGAUCAAGAAGGUGGUGUGGGCCUCUUUUGGCAGUGAGCCGAACUCGUUCUUCUUCGCCUACGAGAUGAAGGACGGUAGUCCUGGUUUCCGGCUUGGGAAGGCAGUCCCGACCGCGCUGCAGCCAUUCAUCAAAUAUGCCUCCAGCACAACGCUCGAGCUGGCUUUAUCCUUGCGCGUUCAGCUUGGUGCAGAUGGAUCCUACGUUGCCUGGGCUGGCCCAAAUUGGACGUCGUUCAAGGUUCCUUCUGGCUUGUCAUCAGCACUCUAUCAGCUCAGCUCUGUACACAUCGAGGGCAAGGGGGGCACGCUCAAGUCUGGGAGUCUCGAUUAUGUCGCCUGGCACAACAAUGGAUCGUACUACUUGAAGGGCGCAGAACACUCGUGGAAGUUCCAGUCCGCUUUCAUGAAUCAAGGUUGGAACGAUUUGUGGCGAGGAUACAACUGCGACUUGCUUACUCCCCCCGAGCUUGCUGACCUGGCGUAUGUUGCCAUCGAUCCGCAUUCACAGAAAGGAGACACCUUUAUGUUCAUCAAGAAGCAGCAAUUGGGUAUAGAACCUGCCUUUGUCCUGAAGUUUGAGUCGGAAGACAUGAUCUCUCGAGUACCUCCCUCACCGCCGGCCGAUGCGACAAGUGGUCUUCCCCAAAUUCCCCAUCAGGUGGUCAGCCAUGCAAACCACGCUGAAGACCCUCAGCACUACCACUGGGCAUUCAGCAAACGCGCAGGCCGACCACAUCCAAAGGAGUCCUGGGAGCUUGAGCUGAAACGAGGAGAAAGGGUUAAGGUGAUUAAAGAGAUGGGCAGAGAUUGGUAUGUCGUCCUGAACAGGCAUGGUGUCAAAGGCUGGGUGCAUAGCAGCUGGUUGGAUUUCAGAGGGCUCCAAUUGCACGCCGACCCGCGAGAGGCCUACGCUCGAUGGACCGCCGAUACGGAGAAGAUGUUGACCACUCCUGGUACGAUUCGCAACUUCCCGCACCUUGCAAGCUACCUGGACGCUUGCGCAAAGGAUCUUUGCAAAGCUAUGAAACAGGACAGCCGUGGAAUCGGGAUCUGCGUCCACGACUUGCACGAACUGCUCCGCGGCUCCGGCCAAUACUCGCUGGACCAUCUCAAAGCGGAGCGGAACAAGUGGCACCCCGACAAAUUCGCCCGAUUCUGCCACCCCGAGUCCAGGGACGACCUGAAGCCGAAGGCCGAGGCUCUGUUCGUAUUGUUCGGCGUGCUGAUGGAUUGGAUGGAGAAUCCGCUAGAGAAGUGA